UGUUUAAGCGACAUUGUUAUGUAAUGGCGUCAAAAGUAAAAGUUACACGAUUAGAAUCCGAAAUCGACAGAUGCAGAGUAGAAUGCAACUGGAAGAAAUCUGUGGAGCUUGCAAAGCAGUUAACAGUCAAGUCAACGGACUUAGCCUCUACAGUCACAUUUCUUCAGGGGGAGAUGGCACUGGAAGAAUACAUAGAAAGUCAUGACCCAACAAAUGAGGACAACAUUCUCGAGGCUAGAGGGUCACUGCAGGAGGCCUACGAGUGCCUGUCCAAAAUUUCUCAAGGGAAUUCAAGGUUUCAAGAACAAGCAUCGUUGCUUUUGGCAAAGAUCCAGUUCUGUCAAGGUUUCUAUCAAGUUGCAUUAGCGUCUCUAGAAAAAGUAGAUUUGGCUGCUGUUGCUCUGAGAGAAAGCGAGGGGAGCUCUCUCAGAAAUACCAGACUCCUCUAUAUUGUGGCUGAAUCAUAUGCUAUAAAAGGAAAAUCCUUGGACAAGACAAAGGGAAACUUAAAGACCAAAUACAAACUUGCGGAGCGAGAAGAUGAGAUCGUCACCUGCUAUGAAAUUUCAGGAGAUCUGGCUUUGCUUUGUCUGCAGCAACGAGAAAAGCGCCAAAGUCAGCCCUGUGACUCAAAUUUUGUCAUCACCUCACUUGUUGAGAUGGCUUUGUCACAAGUGCCCCUCAUGCAUCUGAAAAGCAGGGAUGUUGACAAAAGCAUUCAGCGUUACAGGGAAAUGUUACGAGCUGUUGAAUCAAGAUUUACUCAGGACAUAAGAAAGCACCUUGCCCUGGAGCUGGCUCAGCUGCUCCUGCGCUCGUGCAGCAUGAAUUCCUACAAACCGAUAGAUCUGCUGGCCAAGAACCAGAACGCAAAGGGACCAAAACCAUUCGUGCGUUCGUCAGACAAGGCCUCAGGAAGCUGGCGUCGUCAUCUGAGCAGCAGACUCUUUGUUCCUCAGACUCUUGAUGAGGAGGUUCUACUUUUGUUGCUUAUUGCUGAAGCUGUGGGCACGAGAGAAGCAGUGUUGGAGAGGAAUAAGGAGACGCAUGAGAUGACACUGACCAGCGUGACAGCAAUCUACGACUUGUUAGCCUUAACCCUAGUGAGGCGAGCUCAGUUCCUUAGGCUCACAGAGUCCUUUGAAAAAGCCAUGAGAUUUUCCUUUGAGGAAUUUCACAUAUGGUACCAAUAUGCCAACUCACUAAUUUCUUCCCACAAGCAUGCUCAUGCCCUGCUGGUGCUCGCCGAGUGCCACCGCCUGGCUCCGCACGACACCUGCGUGUGCCUGCAAGCUGCGCAGUUGUGUUACGAGCACCUCCAGAUCUACCAGCAGGGGUUGGAGUGGUCGGAGCGGGCCGUGGAGUGCACGGGGUCUCAGCACCAUCUGUCCAGGGCUCACAUGGCCCUGGGGACCGGUCUGUGCCUGGUGGCCAAGGACUCCAAGCUGCUGCAAGACAGAGAGGAGCUCAACGAGAGAGCUCUGAAGGCUUUUAAAGAAGCACACAGGUUGGAUCCCAAUGACUACUUAGCUGCAUUCCAUUUGGCUUUACAGUUUGCAAAUCUCAGGAAGAUCAGCGAGGCAGUCACAUACACCAAGCUCUCGCUGAAGCUCAGGAGUGACUUCAUUCACUCGCUUCACUUGAUGACCCUGCUGUUGUCGGCUCGCAAACAACACGAGGAGGCCAUGACCUUGAUUCGAGCUGCCUUGGAAGAGUACCCAGAUAACUUGAGUUUACUGAUGACCAAAGCGAAGCUGCAGAAGAUAGUGCUAGGUCCUGAGGAGGCUCUAGCCACCUACCAGAAAAUGCUGAAGCUGUGGAAGGAUCUCCAUGAGAUGGACGUUGCUGACGACUGCUCCGACAGCAAGUCCCGGGCCAGAGACAGAUGUACAUGGGAUAAAAGGAGCUUGGCACAGAUGACUCUGCAUGAAUUCAGCGAAAGGGGCUCUGGGUCUAUCCGGGCCGAGUCUGUGGCAGCCUCACGUGUGGAGAAAGCUCUGUCUGACCUGGCCUCCUCCAUGAACAGCAGCUUCCAGCCCCGGGCCGGGCCUCAGAGGUCGUGGGUCAUACAGGCACAGAUCUGGCUUAACCUGGCGGAGCUAUACCUCAGUCUGAAUCAAGUGAAUGAAGCCCAGAGCUGUGUGCAAGAGACAUUCCAGUUGUUUCCACACUCUGUCUAUGUUUUCUUUAUGAGAGGACUUGUUCUGGAGCACCGAGGUUGUCUCAACGAUGCCAGAGUCUGCUAUGAAAAUGCCAUUUCUGUUAACCCUGCUCAUACCAAGUCACUGUAUCACUUGGGUAUUGUUCUUCACAAAAUGAACGACAAUCGACUUGCUGAGAAGAUCUUGCGCGACGCUGUCAAUCUUGACCCUUGCUUCCAUAAAGCAUGGUUCAUGCUGGGCACAGUGCUGGAGUCUCUAGGUCAACCCGAGGAUGCCAGCAACUGUCACAUGACGGGCAACAUGCUGGAGGCCACCUGCCCCGUGGCCCCGUUCAACGUCAUUCAGAGGACUCUCACCUGAGGGACAACAUUUUCAGUGCACGUGUUCGAGGAUUUUCUCAAAGGGCAUCGGGUUGGCUGGAGUGCUGUGACACUGCUUGACUGCAACAUUUUGGUAAAAGUGAAGUGAUAGGGCUCAUAUGACCUUAUGCAGCUGCGAGCGCUGUAAAACCUCUACUAAAACAAACAAAAGUGGAGUGUAGACUUCCCUUUUGUUACUGCUUGACCUUGUGUGCACUGUUUUGGGUCAUCAUGGGGGUGGGGUGGGGGGGGUGUCACGUUUGGGUUGUUCUUAUGUCUUGCUGGAACAGGAAACAGCAGGCUGUGAUUGUCACAAUGUGCACGAACGUGGGGGAGGUUAUACUUUACUUUAACCCAAAAUUUAUGUAGAGAAUUGCAGCACACCCUCAGUAUAAGAUCCCCUCUUCAAACCAGACUUUGCACGUGUUGAAGCUGAGAGAUUUCAGUAUAGCAUUCCUUGGGUAGACCUGACAACUUAUCUAUUGCACCGUUGCUAUUUGAGGGAAGCUUUGCUGGGAGUUGGGGAUGUUGUUACAUGUAUGUUGUAGCCGAGUGCUUGUAGAGUCCAAGUGUUUUUUUUACAGAGGUUUUUCCAGAUUAGUUCUCCAUGGAGUUUUGUUGGCUGUCAAAUAUUGUCUGGUUCUUGGCCUAUGACGUGGUCAUUUUGUCUACACACCAUGUGAGAAAGGUGUCUAUUGUCAUAAUUCAUAGUCACUAAUGCCCCUGUUAGUUUUGUUUUGUCUGCUCUGGACGUUCAACGAUGGGGAAAUAUAAGAUGGGUCACUACAGCUUUAAGUUAUGUUGUCCUUUGUAGAUUUGUAGAUAAGCAACAGUUUUGAGGAUGGCAUGAAACACAUUUACACGAAAUUUAUUAUUAUCUCAUAUUGCGUAUUUCCACUAAGAAAGGGCUCAAUGGUCUUUACAAUAAUACAAAGAAUACAAGCACCAUACGGUUUUAAUAGUGAUCAUUUCUCUCUGUCUCUCUCCCUCUCCCUUUCCUUUCUCUCUGUCUGUUUGUCUCUACCUUUCCCACAAAAAAAUU
This is a messenger RNA of Aplysia californica (California sea hare), 3563 nucleotides long. Its product is annotated as tetratricopeptide repeat protein 7B. Gene Ontology annotation, biological process: protein localization to plasma membrane; phosphatidylinositol phosphate biosynthetic process. The transcript is spliced from 20 exons. Gene Ontology annotation, cellular component: plasma membrane. Bases 24 to 2522 code for a protein of 832 amino acids. The record is from RefSeq and is a predicted model, not a curated record. Lineage: Eukaryota; Metazoa; Mollusca; Gastropoda; Aplysiida; Aplysiidae. Gene Ontology annotation, molecular function: protein binding.